This is a messenger RNA of Erpetoichthys calabaricus (reedfish), 2362 nucleotides long. RefSeq names its product aldehyde dehydrogenase 3 family, member B2 (gene aldh3b4). NCBI's taxonomy places the organism in Eukaryota, Metazoa, Chordata, Cladistia, Polypteriformes, Polypteridae. The transcript is spliced from 10 exons. Gene Ontology annotation, cellular component: cytoplasm. The coding region runs from base 666 to 2210 and encodes 514 amino acids. Gene Ontology annotation, molecular function: aldehyde dehydrogenase (NAD+) activity. The record is from RefSeq and is a predicted model, not a curated record. Gene Ontology annotation, biological process: aldehyde metabolic process.
UUACAACCUCUGGGACGUGGGUUCAACUGAAAGUCCAGUUGUCCUCAGAGACCUCAAAGGAAAAAUAAAAUGAUUAAUGGAUGGAUAGCAUACUUUUUAAUAUGCCGGUAUAUAUGAAUAUGCUUGCAAUGUAUACAAAUUAAAGUUGAACGGGCAUAAAGCCCUUCAUCCAGCGCUGCCUCGACUUCAACAGUCAACCUCACGCCGUUCUGCAGAACCUCCGAUCCUGUUAUUAUCUUGUUCCUCCGUUUGUCAUGGCUCGGCAGCUCAGCUACAAUAAUUCCAAACUUCGAAAGGCCUUUUUGAUUUUUGUGACCCUUUAAGUCCACCUUAAAACUCCCUGUGGUCUCCGUACCCUAAAAAAGAAGCGACAGGAGAGUACUGACUCGAAGAAAGUGAACCGUAAAUCACUUUUCGGGAAGCAAAUCAUAUCCAUUCUAAGAGUAAUAAGACGAUUAAAUCACGUAGAUCAUUGGCUACCUGACACUGCUUCCCAUUGAUGAUUGGUUCUAUAGAAAGUGCUCCGCUUACGUCGCAGAGUGGCUGAGAACCUAUGCAUAUUCAAUGAGGCUCCCGUACCACCUGCUCUCCUGGACUAGCUAGCUGAGAGGACCCGCCUGAGGCGCUGUGCCUCCUGUUCGUCUGAAUAUUGCGAGUAGACGUGGAUGGUAGCUUCGCGGUGGUCCUGUCUUGUUUUGUUUGGCAUAAUGCUGCCGUCUCCCCCAAGUCCAUCUCCCUCGAGGUGGUUCAGGUCCCUGAGAAGGCUAAAGUCCAACGGCCAGGCCAGCAGGACACCCGCUUCUGUUUGUGCCGAGAUGCUGAAGAAAUCCAGAGAGGCUUUUGAGUCCAAAAAGACUGCCGAGGAGUCCUUCCGCUUGGGCCAGCUUGAUGGCAUCGUACGUAUGGUGGUCGAGAACGAGGAUGACUUUGUUGAGGCUUUAAAUGAAGAUCUGCACAAGCCACGGUUCGAGUCAUUGCUCUCAGAGUUGAUCCUGGUCAAGAAUGAGGCCUUUUUUGCCAUCAACAACCUUAAGAAAUGGAUGCAGCCUGAACAUGUGGAGCGCAAUCUGGCCACCAGUUUGGAUCAGUGCUUCCUGGUCAAUGAGCCAAUGGGAGUGGUUCUGAUUGUUGGCGAUUGGAGUGCGCCUGUUCAGCAGUGUCUUAUACCUCUGGUUGGCGCUAUAGCAGCUGGUAAUGCUGUUCUCCUAAAACCAUCUGAGAAUAGUUCCCACACGGCUGAGUUGUUACAGAAGCUCUUCCCCUUGUACCUGGACAAGGAGUACUACCAGGUGGUCUAUGAUGUCAUGCUUGCUGAUCUUCUAGAGCUCCGAUUCGACCACAUCUUCUAUACAGGCACAUUCACCAAGGCUCAGCAGGUGAUGCAGGCAGCUGCCCAUCACUUGACUCCAGUCACCCUGGUUGUAGGGGGGAAGAAUCCAUGCUAUGUGGACCAGGUGUGUGACUUGCCUGUUGCUGCGCACCGCAUUGCCUGGGCUCGUUUUCACAAUGCAGGCCAGAAUAAUGUUGCACCAGAUUACAUCCUCUGCCAUGCCGAGAUUCGGGACAAGCUGGUCCAGGCCUUGACUUCUUGUGUCUUGGAAUUCUACGGAGCUGAACCUGCCCAGUCACCCAGUUUUGGGCGUAUGGUCAACAUGGAGCACUUCCUUCGAGUUCGUGAGCUGAUGUUAUCCAGUGGGAAAGUAGUCAUCGGAGGCGAGGUGGACGAGAGCAAUAAGUUCAUUGCUCCCACAGUCCUGUUGGAUGUGCAGGAGUCUGACGCCAUCAUGAAGCAUGAGAUCCUUGGGCCCAUCCUGCCCAUCCUGACAGUGUAUAAUGCAGACGAAGCAGUCGAUUUUGUUAGAAGGAAAGACAAGCCUUUGUGCUUGUAUGUUUACUCGAGCAGCCCCAAGGUUAUUUCAAAAUUUUUGACUUGUACAUCCAGUGGCAGCUUCUGUGCCAAUGACAGUGCUAUUCAAAGUAGCCUGGUGACGUUGCCGGUGGCUGGAGUUGGAGCUAGUGGCAUGGGCCUGUACCAUGGACGUUACAGCUUUGAUACCUUCUCACACCGCAAGUCGUGUGUGCUACGAACUACACGAGUUGAAUGUGUCACUUACUUGCGCUUUCCGCCCUAUGAGGAUCAGCGACUGUCUCUCAUGAUGUGGGCCACCUCAUUAUCACGCAAAGGUGCUGGCUGGUGCAAUUUGCUCUGAGGGUGACGGCACUUCAACCUGCUUGUAAUGUGGCACUUAGAUAUAAAUUGCAAGCAUUCUUAAGCAGACCUCUGUUAGCCUUGUGUGUAUAAAUGUCCCAUAGCUGCCAACCACCUUUCUGAGGACAACCAGCUAAUAAUGAAGAAAGAAGA